ACUUGAAUGGCUAAAAGGACUAUUGAUAUGGUUUCUCCAAAUAGAACACAGGGUCCACAGUACCCACCUAUGGUUAGACAAGGCUCUUUAUAUAACCUCACCUUUGAUGAGGUUCAGAGCCAGUUGGGGAACACAGGGAAGCCUCACCAUAGUUUGAAUUUGGAUGAGCUUCAGAAAAAUGUGAUCUCAGCUGAAAGUGGACAACUUGUGGAAACCCCUUCAUCUGAUCAUUCAUUUAUUCUAGGUAACAUUGGUUUGAAUGGCACAUUGAGUAACAAAACCGUCAGUGAGGUUUGGAGGGGAAUAGUUCACCAAGAACAUGUGAACAAGUCAGUGGAUACCCACAUGAGACAACCUUCUUUGGGUGAAACAACCUUAGAAGAUUUUCUAGCACGAGCGGGUGUGAUACAUGUGGGAAACCAGGACGAUGUUGAUGUUAUUGGUGAUACUCAGCCCCUGAUGGGAAUUGACCCAAUGGUGAUGCCUUCGCAGCAUGAACAUUGGAUGCAAAUGCAAAUGCAAAUGCAAAUGCACAUUCCUGCCAUUAAUAUCAACCCACAACAACAACAACAUCAACAUCAACAUGAACAAAUAAUUGGGUUGUGUCCAGAUUUCAGUGUUACCAAGUCAGAAUAUGAGAACCCAGUUAUGGAUAUUGGUUACUCAGAAAAUUCACUGGCCAUUUCAAUGUCAAGUGCAUGUUCAGAUUCCAAGAGUGCUAUUGUUGGGAAGAAGAACAAAUACUCAGAUGAGGUGCUGGAAAAGACUAUUGAGAGGAGGCAAAAGAGAAUGGCCAAGAAUAGGGAAUCUGCUGCAAGAUCAAGGGCAAAGAAGCAGGUUAGUACAAAGACUCAAGCGUGCGGUUAGUGAAAGAUAUCUUCACAAUCACAAUGGAAAUUUAUACCAUUCUUUAUCUCAUGCUUCAAGGAACAUAUAAAUAAGUUAGAGAAGGACAAGUGUCGCUUGCAGAAAACGAAUAGCUUGCUCAUAAAGCUGAAGGUAAACUCAGCAAUCCAUUACAAAGGGGAAAACUAAUUUUGUGAUGUGUGUGUUGUCUUAAUCCUUAUGAUCAUUUCUGCAUGAUUGAAUCGUACUAGUCAUACUAUAUAUCAGUAGUAGUGUAUAUUAAUUUUGGCGUCAAAGUUGUACAAAGAAGUGGCUUGUGUGUGUGUGUGUGUGUGUGUGUUACACAUGAUUAUGUCAAGAGAUUUUCCAUUUAUUGGAUGUGAUGAAACUGUGUAAUCCAACAGAAGAAAGAAUGACACAUUCUAUUGCAUGUAUGUGAAGGAGAUGUGUACGUUGGUAGAGGAGUGAGACCGGACAAAGCCACGAUGGGGGGACGGCUAUAACCCUCAAAACCCCAAGGCUCAAAAAUGCUCUUCAACAAUUUAUAAAGUUUUUAUAAUUAAUUUCAUAAUAAAUAUAAUUUAAUGCCUAUCCCUUUCAUAAUUUUAAACUAAAAUUAGUAUAUGAUCAUGCAACAUGAGAUGCCUGUCUUUAUCCCUGAUAAUGAUUUUUUUUUAUUUAAUUCAUAUUUGUAAUACUUUUUUUUUAUUAUAAUGGCAUGACUAUAUUUUUAGUUUUCUAAUUAUAAUCAUGUUUGUAGGUUUACACUAAAUUUUGGCCACUAAAAAUAUUGAUACUUUUUACAUUGAUUUUUAUAAAAUUAAUUGCUAAUAUUUAGUCUCUAAUAUUUGAAAGGAGUAAAAAUUUAAUUUCUAUUGUUUAAAAAAUUUGUUAGCAUUUAGUCUGAGGAACUAUUUUUAUUUAUCUUUUUAAAAUAUUAUAUACUAAUAAAUUUUUUAUACUAAUAAAAUUUUUAUAAAGACUAAUUCUAAAAGCAAUAAUAUUUAUAGGGAUUAAAAAUUUAUUUAAGUCCUGUUCAUAUUUAUUAAAAAGAAUAUUUUAGGAAAUUAUAAGUUCAUAUAUAAUUUAAAAUAUAUAA
Messenger RNA from Abrus precatorius (Indian licorice), 1945 nucleotides. Its product is annotated as ABSCISIC ACID-INSENSITIVE 5-like protein 3. Lineage: Eukaryota; Viridiplantae; Streptophyta; Magnoliopsida; Fabales; Fabaceae. Gene Ontology annotation, molecular function: DNA-binding transcription factor activity. Gene Ontology annotation, biological process: positive regulation of DNA-templated transcription. The record is from RefSeq and is a predicted model, not a curated record. Gene Ontology annotation, cellular component: nucleus. The transcript has a single exon. The coding region runs from base 7 to 867 and encodes 286 amino acids.